Messenger RNA from Striga asiatica, 477 nucleotides. The record is from the annotation of a GenBank genome assembly. Lineage: Eukaryota; Viridiplantae; Streptophyta; Magnoliopsida; Lamiales; Orobanchaceae.
AUGGCGUCCGUCUCGUUCUUCCUCAUCUUAUUUUGCUUGUCUUUGUUCACUGCAGUGCUUGGAUUAGAAACUGAUGACUGUAAGCCCACCAGUUGCAAGAAACACGGGCCUAAGAUUCGAUUUCCUUUCAGGAUAAAAAAGCGAAGCCCGGAAUACUGUGGGUAUCGAGGUUUUGAAGUGUUUUGCAAUGAGAAAAACGAGACUAUGCUUCUACUGCCUUCCUCUGUACAAGUUGCAGUAAAGCACAUCGACUAUGUUACCCAACAAAUUCAUCUUUAUGACCCUGAAAAUUGCCUCCCCCGAAAGCUACCACAGCUAAACUUAUCGUCAUCCAAUUCCCCGUUUCGGUUCUCAUAUGACAACUACAAUUAUACCAUGUUUAAUUGUUCUGCACCUUUCGAAAACCGUUGUGGUGUCCCAAUUCCUUGUCUUGAUGAUUCCAGAUUGAAACGUAUAGAAAGAUCCCGAGUGUUCUGA